This is a messenger RNA of Gastrolobium bilobum, 1899 nucleotides long. RefSeq names its product polyadenylate-binding protein 2-like. Gene Ontology annotation, molecular function: RNA binding. The transcript has 9 exons. Gene Ontology annotation, cellular component: ribonucleoprotein complex. Bases 1 to 1899 code for a protein of 632 amino acids. The record is from RefSeq and is a predicted model, not a curated record. Lineage: Eukaryota; Viridiplantae; Streptophyta; Magnoliopsida; Fabales; Fabaceae.
AUGGUGCAAGUUAAUGAGAGUCUCAACGCCGAUGCGGAGGUUCCCACUCCCGCUCACACUGAAAAUCAGAACCCAACACCGAACCAGCUUAUGCAUACCGCAUUGUACAUAGAGGAUCUUGAUCGUAACGUCAUCGAAUAUGAUCUCUACGAACUCUUCAAUCCGAUCGGUGAAGUUGCAUCUGUUCGUAUCUGCAGGGACUAUAUCACUGACGAAUCCCGGGGUUUCGGCUAUGUCAAUUUCACUCACGCUCAAGACGCUGCAAAAGCUAUCGAUGAGCUAAAUUUCACUCCGCUGAACAACAAACCCAUUAGGAUAAUGCUUUCUAAUCGGGGCCCUGAUCCUCGAAGGAGUAGUGCUGCUAAUAUUUUCAUUAAGAAUUUGGCCAAGGAAAUCGAUGACAUAGCUUUGCAUGAAACUUUUUCGUCUUUUGGAAAAAUUCUUUCUUGCAAGGUAGCGACUGAUGAUUCUGGCGAGUCUAAAGGCUACGGUUUUGUGCAAUUUGAGAAGGAAGAAUCUGCACAGAAUGCAAUCGAAAAGUUAAACAGAAUGCUGAUCAAUGAUAAAAAGGUCUACGUAGGUCGUUUCCUACGAAAGCAGGACAGAGAGAGGGCAAAGUUUAAUAAUCUCUAUGUGAAAAACUUGUCCGAGUCCACGACGGAUGAGGACUUGCAGAAAACUUUUGGAGAAUAUGGGACCGUUAUUAGUGCUGUGGUGAUGAGAGAAGAAGAUGGUACAUCGAAGUGUUUCGGUUUUGCCAGUUUUGAAAGAGCAGAUGCCGCUACUAAAGCUCAGGAGGCACUUAAUGGAAAGAGAUUUGAUGGUAAGAAAUGGUAUGUCGGAAAAGCCCUGAAAAAAUCUGAAAGAUUGCUUGAACUGAAAGGACGAUAUGGGGAGAGUUCGAAGGGAUCUGCUGGCAACUAUCAGGAUGAAAACUUGUAUGUCGAGAACUUGGAUCAUAGCGUUACUGAUGAAAAACUAAGAGAAUUGUUCUCUGAGUUUGGUAUAAUAACCACAUGCAAGGUUAUGCGAAGUAUACAAGGAUUUAGUAGAGGAUGGGGAUUUGUUGCAUUUUCAACUCCUGAGGAAGCUACACGAGCUCUUAAUGCGCUGAAUGGUCAAAUGUUUGCUCGCAAACCCCUCCAUUUUACUGUUGCACGGAGAAAUGAAGAGGGAAGAGUAACGUUACAGGCUCAAUUUUCACAGAUCAGGCCCGUUGCAACGGCCCCUUCUGUUGCAAAUCGCUUGUCAAUGCACCAUCCCAGGGCUCCUGGACUAGGCCCACAAUCAUUGUACAGGCAGCCACGUCCCCCCUUCAUAGAUCAAGCUGGAUUUGGUUACCCGCGGCAACUUGUUCCUGGAAUGGGACCACGUGUUCCUCCAUUGCCAAACUUCUUUCCUCCAAUAGUUCCGCCGGGUCAACUAGGUCAGCGCCCAGCCAUGCAACAAUUCCCGCGGCCGUUACCAUGGAUGCAACCGAUUGCUCCAAUGGGACGUGACUAUCGUUACCCUCCUGGUCGCAACCUGAUAGAUACUCGACUUCCACCGUUAGCUGGAAGACUUACAUCAACUUAUGACGUGAGUAGUCAGCCCAUCGAGAAUGACGCGGAACAGCCGAUCAUCCCCUUCGACGUGUACCUUGAAAAUACUCGUCCUGAAAUACGGAGGAUUAUCCUUGGAGAAGUUUUAUACCCGCUAGUAGAUGAACUGGAGCAUGAAUCAGCACCAAAGGUUACAGGUAUGCUUUUGGAGAUGGACCACAAUGAGGUAAUACAUCUGAUUGAGUCAGCAGAUGAUCUCAAAACAAAAGUUGCUGAGGCCAUGUAUGUGUUGAGAAAUCAUGAACGGGAGCUAUCAAACGAACAACUGGUUUCACUCUUUCUGGAUGAUGACUCUUAG